This is a messenger RNA of Bolinopsis microptera, 3273 nucleotides long. RefSeq lists its product as uncharacterized. The record is from RefSeq and is a predicted model, not a curated record. The coding region runs from base 441 to 2990 and encodes 849 amino acids. The transcript has 3 exons. NCBI's taxonomy places the organism in Eukaryota, Metazoa, Ctenophora, Tentaculata, Lobata, Bolinopsidae. Gene Ontology annotation, molecular function: protein binding.
GUGCACUCUCGUAAGCUUGUUAGAUCGUCAUGGUGCAACAAAUCAUUCUUACUUGCUUGCCAGUUUUCAAUGGUCUGCUUGCAAGUGCUCUCUCGUUACACCGCUUGGACAAUCGCUUUUUAUUGAAAUAUCGACCGAUUUGUAUGUAUUGCUGCAUAAAGCUAAUGAUAAUAUCAUUAAAGUAAACCCUAAGUUACAGCCUUUCUUGAUUGAAUACACUAUUCGUGCAUCGUUAAAAUAUGCAACCCUUACGAAUGGCUCCCGCUGUUUUAAACUAUCUAAAAGCUCCUUGUCUGUUGUCAUUUCAAUUGUAGCAGAAAAAUAGACGGAAAAAAAUUUUGAAGAAAUAAUCAUGAAGUUGCUAGGCAAUUUUUUUCUUCCUUACUUUCAAGAUUGACUCAUGAUAAUUGAUAAGGUUAUAAUUUCACCCACAGAGGUCUAUGUCGAUAAUCGCCCCCUCUCGCGAGGGCACCAUGGCCAGCAGACUAACAAUCCAGGCAGUGGACUUGGGAGCAGAAGAUGAGGAUGACAAUCCUCUGUCCGUAGCCAUUGAGAUGGGCAACCUCAGGAUCGUAGAAAGAUGUUUGAAAGAUGGUUGGCCACUUCACCUCGAAAACAAGAUGGGGUACAACCCCCUUCAGCAGGCUGCCAGUGACGGAAACAUGGAAAUAGUUAGUUUCCUGGUGCGACGAGGAGCGGACCCCAACGCUCAGAACAAGUGGGGGUUGAACGCUCUGCACCGCGCGGCACAUAACGGCUUCUCUGACGUUGUCAUGUUUCUUUUAGAGAACAACGGAGACGUGACCUCUGUAAAUGACGGAGGAAACUCAGCCCUUCACUGGGCUGGCUACUUUGGACAUUAUCAAGUGUGCACCAUGUUGCUGACUGAGGGAGCUGACCCACUGCUGAAAAACAAGAAAGGGAUCACGCCUCUGGAACACGCUAAGAGCAGAAAGAAGUUGAAGUGUGAACGAAUUCUGAGGAGCUAUGCUGAGGGAAAGAUGAAGCCACGGAAGAAAAUCAGUAAGAAACCGAAGAAGUCAAAAGCAAUGAAACCUCUCACUGACGCAGAUCUAGCAAUCCCAGCUCCUGAAGAACCCGCUCAAGAAGGGAAGCCUCUUCCAACCCCAAUGACAUACUCUGAACCUACGUACACUGAGGUUAUCGAUCUGACAGUACAAGCUUCAGGAGAAUUCCCAGAAGUAGCUGUAGAAGGGACAUGUGAAGCCGGAGUAGGAGACGGAGACGUGCAAGAAGAGGAAGUAGUGAUGACAGACGAAACCAAAAUCACUGUCACGGAAGGGACCCCAGAAGUGACAAAGGAUGCAGGAGGACAAACAGAGGACGGAGCAACUAUUGUAGUGGCUCCAUUCGAACAAACUGAAGAAGAACAAACAUACAAGAAACUGGACAUCGGAGAUAUAGGAGAGAAACCCGACCCAUUGGACAUGGAGGAGCUAGCAGAGGAGCCCUCUCAGACGCUACUACCACUUCGACUAAAGAAGCAGCCCCACCAUUUCAACAACACCCCAAGGCUCACCCCUCGGAUGAAGAUGUUCACCCCAAUGAAAGGUGGAACUCCAGCAGAUCUGUCCAGAGCCGGAAGCGGAAUGAGUAUUGCCAGUGUUGCCAGUGACAGAACCGUUGCCUACAGAAACGUGGACCACAAGGGAGACAAACUGUACUCCAAACAUGAGAUCACCAAGCAGUACAAGGGAGAUUAUCAGACUAUGGUCCUGGAGCUCACUGCUCUCAAGGCUGAGAACAUGCAGCUCGUCAAAGAGGGAGAGGUUUUGGCGAAUGAAAUUCAGAGGUUGAACAUUCAGUGGAAGACAGUUCGUCACGAGAACGAAACAGUAAAGUACACAGUUAAGGAAGUCAUGAAAGAGAACGAAGACCUCAAGGAAUCAAUGUCUACCAUGACUCUCAAAAUGAACAAAAUGAACGUCGACAUCGACCGAUUACUUGCGGAUAACACUCGACUCUCAAAAGAAAACAAGAAACUAAACCAGGACCUGAUGAAGGAAUUGCAUUUCUACAAAGCAAAACAUCUUGAGGAGAAGCAGCGGGCAGAGAGCCUGGCCAUAUCUCUCACAGAACAAAAGAGAAUAGCCAUAGACCUAGAAGAACAGCUUUCGCUGCCACCAGAGCAAAGGCAAAAGAUAAAGGAAGACUGCAAGUACAAGGAUACGGUACUGGAUUUCAUCUCCUCACUGAACAUCCCGGAUUCCUUUAAAGUCCCCAAGUUCACCAAAUGUUUCUGCACGGACUGUUGUCCAGAUCCACAUCUUGAAUACAGGGGUCAGCCUCUCACCAUGUACGCAGUACCUCAAAACUACGUCAGGUUUGGAGUAGCAACAGAUCCGCGAGUGAUCGAGCACAACGCAGUGUUCGACAAGUACCACGUGUCCUUCUGCCCAGUCCACCCGGCCACAAUCAGGGACAGCAUAUCUGGCGGAAUACUCCUCCCCGGUUCUACAACUCCGGACGGCGAAAAAAUCCCUCUCACUCCCUUCAACGAGGGUAGAUUCUCCAUCGUGCCGGACGACCCCAAACCGCACAAAAACCCGCACAGCAACCACUUCCGAGCGGAGUUCAGACAUCCUGAGAAGUGCAUGUGCGGUUCCUGCCAGGACUUCCUACCAACUAACUUCUUCUUCACCUCACCGACUAUCAAGUACAUUGAGCACCCCAACUACAGGCCCUACUGGGUCAAGUACCAGGGAAAAAUGGUGCGAUGUGCGUUCCAGGUACGACAGAAACAAGACGCUUACAACAUCUUGUGGAGGACGACUGACAAGAUGAUCUGCUCCUCCAAGCUCAUAGACCCCUUCUUUAGGAACGAUGAGCUGGAGUACUUCUCAGCAGAUGCCAGAAACUUUGUUAUAACAGGGCUUUGUGUCAGCAUCACGGACCUGCCUAAAGCUACACCAGCGAAAGCCCUACCUCCAGCAGGAGAACCUGCUUCAGAGGAGAAGGAGGAGGAAUAAUUUGGUGAAGUCAUCUGGACAGACAUACUGUCUAAACUGCUAGACGGAUCUAGAAGGAUCCAAUAGUAGAUUGCGACAUGACUGUCGUGAUAAUUGAGUAGCAAAAGACGUGGAGAAAGGAUUGUUAGAAAGACUUGAAAACGAUUCAGAUUAGUGUGUCGUCAAGCUUAAAUUUAUGAUUGUUUAUAAGUUUAUAUUUAUGGAAUCGUAUCUUGUUUAUAAGAAAAUGAUUCAAACCAAAAAUGAAAUGUAUUAUUUAAUUCUUGAGCACAUUAUGUAGCAA